This is a messenger RNA of Phytophthora nicotianae INRA-310, 1213 nucleotides long. RefSeq lists its product as hypothetical. Lineage: Eukaryota; Oomycota; Peronosporomycetes; Peronosporales; Peronosporaceae. Bases 119 to 1213 code for a protein of 364 amino acids. The record is from RefSeq and is a predicted model, not a curated record. Gene Ontology annotation, biological process: proteolysis. Gene Ontology annotation, molecular function: serine-type endopeptidase activity. The transcript is spliced from 3 exons.
CAAGAGCAGUGUUCCAAAUCGACGAUACCCUGCAUUCAAGAGACCACUUCAUUUUUCUAAACGCCGGUAGUGUAGUUCGCUGUUCGACGCAGGCUGAAUUUGAAACUCGACCGCUGCAAUGAAGCUCCUGCAGGCUUUCUCACUCAUGUCCGCGGCGGCGGCGCUGUUGCCGACUGUGCAAGCUUACUCUUUCAACGACUUUGCCAGCAAAACUACCGAGCCAGUCGUCGAGGUAAGCACCGGUCUAACUGCUGACCAGGAAAGCCGCAUUAUCGGUGGCCUGGACGCGGACAUCGACAAUUACCCGUACGUCGCGAGUGUACGCAUCGAUGGUGUAACGGUCUGUGCUGCCACGCUCAUUGCGCCUCAAUACCUCCUCACAACGGCACACUGCGUCAAGACGGACGAGAUUGCGAUGACCGCUUCGUUCGAUACGGAGUACAGCUUCGGCAAUGACGGCGAUCAGGUAAAGAUCGUCAAAGGAUUCAAGCACCCGCUGUACAACAAGAAGAAGAACCAGUACGACGUGGGGCUACUGAAACUGGAGAAACCGAGGAAGGAAAAGCUUGCGGCUUUACCUGCCGCUGACGGUUCGGACGAGAAGGUCGGUGCGAAGGCUAUUGUUCUCGGUUGGGGCCAAACAGAGAAAGCUUCCAGUAGCUUUAAACUUCAGCAGGCCAACAUUCCGAUUAUCUCGAAUGAGGAGUGCGGCAAGUUCAAGUCGUACAAGAAUCAGCUUACGGAAGGUAUGCUCUGCGCCGGCAAUGGUAAAGGCAAAGGGUCAUCGAAAACCUCGCAAACUCCGGCUAGCAAGUCUGCAAAGUCUACGACGUCGAAGACAAGUGCUACGACUGCGCCGGUUACUGAUUCUUCCUUGGGAUCUUCGGCCACUCAGCAGACGAACGGACUGACAUUUUCUUUUGAUGGCUCCGCAGCAGCGCAGCAGGGCAGUACGGCUACCAAGCAACACGAUGUCGAGAGACAGAAGAAGGCCGACGCUACGCAUGGGGCGUUCAACUCGACUGUGAAACGUCAGGUUGACGUCGUGAACCGUGGAGGGUGCCAAUGCGUGGCAUUCAACAUCGAGUUGGAUUCGCCCUAUCGCUACAUGCACCAUGUUGGAGUCACAACAGCCAGAAGGAAUCUACAAGACGCUGGAAAAGGCAGAGCAAGCUGCUAUCGCUCUACAGUUGAGUCACUGUGGAAAAUAUAG